AUGAACACGAAACCAACGCCCGAGGCAGCAGGCGCCGGUGAUGUUGUAAACACGGAGACCGGCGCUCGACCGCGGCGAGCUGCUCCUCUUUCUUUAAGGGCCAAAGAGAACUACGAGGCCAACCGUGAGAAAUACUGCACAGAACUAGGCGCAGCAUGGAGGAGAGUGGAGCACGGUAUGCGGGAGCUUUUGGCCACGAAUAAGAAAGAUGUUCAGACGGCCAAGAAUACACUGCGCGAUUGUUUCGAGCAGUACAAGGACGUGUUCGCCAGAUACGAAGCCUUCUUGGUCAAGACGAACUGCCCCGAAAGUCGACAAGAGCUGGAUCAACGAAGACAAAUUGAGGAGGAGCGUCGCGUUCUCGUCACGGGGAGCCUAGGGGAGAAGAGUGAAGAUUCAGGCGUCAGAGACGAGCCACCAUCGAGACGUUCAUUCUCGGUCCACUCCACACGCUCUUCGUCAUCACGGCUCACCUGCAGUUCGUCAACUAUAAGCCUGGCUGCCGUACAAGCUCGUGCGGAAGCCGAGGCCGCGAAAACGAGGGCUCACUUCGGUCGCAAGGAGGCAGCUAUGAAGCUAGAGAGGGCCAAGGUCGACGCCGAGCUCGAAAUCCUUCGUCAUGAAAAGGAGGCAGCUGCGGCAGAGGCGCAUGCUGGUGCUCUCGAAGCAGCCGUGGUCCAGGAUGGCGGGGAGAGCUUGCACGCACUACCGCUGCUGCAUCCCCAUCAGCGCACUGCGGAUUACGUACAGAGCCAAGAGGCCGCGCACGCGCCAACGCAUCGACAUUCUGAGCUUCAUACAGAAGAAAACGCUCCGCGUGAUGACCUCAACAGCAGGCGGAACGACGGUGCACAUGUUCAUGACCACCAGACUGUCCAGCAGGACACGAGCACCUGUGAUCCAUCGGGAGCCGCGGAAGACGAGGCCAACGCUCAAAAAUCUUCAGGGAACGUCACCACCACACGUACUGACGUAUGCAAAAGUGGUGAUGAGAGCAAAUCGUGCGCAAAGAUCUGCCUUGUGAAGGUAACUCACAAGUCUCAGCCACUGAGAACGGUCAAUGUCUAUGCCAUUUUGGACGACCAAAGUAAUCGGUCACUGGUCAGCUCUGAGCUCCUGGACGUCUUCCGUGUAGAGGGGUCUCCGACCAACUACACCUUGACAACGUGCUCAGGAACUACCGAAGUCACCGCAAGACAGGCCGAGGGAUUCUCAGUGCGGGGCGUUACAGAAGAAAUCAGCCUUGAGCUUCCGCCAUUGCUGGAGUGCAACGACAUUCCUGACAACAGAACUGAAAUACCAACUCCUCAAGCUGCCAAAUGUUACCCACACCUGAGUCCCAUAGCAGACAAUAUUCCUCCAGUGGAUCCUCGAGCACAGAUAUGGCUUCUUCUCGGUCGGGACGUUAUUGCAGCACACAAGGUGCGUGAGACACUCAACGGGCCACGGAAUGCUCCGUUCGCUCAGAAACAUGACCUCGGCUGGGUGAUCGUUGGGAACAUUUGCAUCGGCCGUGCACGGAGGCCAAGCACUGCAAGUGUUCUAAAGACUCAUGUGUUGAGUAGUGGUCGACCAUCCAUCCUAGAGACUUGUGAAUCUCACUUUACUGUAAGGAAGAGCAGAGUUCUUCAGCCUCAAGGUGGACCAUGGUCUGGGUCGAGUGCCUUAUCGGUAGCGGAAGUCAGAGACAGGUUUGCCGAAACGCUGUUCGAAACAACCAAAGAAGACAACGAACUUGCACUGUCCAUAGAAGAUAGAAAGUUUCUUGAGAUCAUGGAUAAAGAGCUCGUUAGAGAUCGUUCGAAUAGCUGGGUAGGUCCUCUUCCAUUCCGCACGCCAAGGUGCCGCCUCCCGAACAAUAGGCAGCAAGCUUGGUCUCGCCUCCUGAGUCUGCGUCGCACAUUGUGCAAGAACCCCGAAAUGAGGGAACAUUUCGUAGCUUUCAUGAAGGACUUGUUCUCGAAUGACUACGCUGAGGUAGUUUCACCGCUCGCUGACUUGAGGGAAUGCUGGUAUUUGCCCAUCUUCGGUGUCUACCACCCGCAGAAGCCUGGGAAGAUCAGGGUUGUGUUUGACUCCAGCGCGGAGUACAAGGGAGCUUCGUUGAACAGUGUCCUUCUAACGGGACCGGACUUCACUAACAGCCUCAUCGGAGUGCUAAUACGCUUCAGAAAGGAGCAGGUAGCGGUGAUGGCGGACAUACAGCAAAUGUACUACAACUUCCUUGUCCGAGAAGAUCAUCGCGAUUUCCUCAGGUUCUUGUGGUUCAAGAACAAUGACAUAUCGGAAGAUAUUGUGGAAUGCCGAAUGAAAGUGCAUGUCUUUGGAAAUAGCCCAUCCCCAGCCGUAGCAAUGUAUGGGCUUCGACGAACAGCCCGAGAGGGCUCACGGGUGUUCGGAGAGAGGGCCGCGAAGUUUGUGGAGAACGAUUUCUAUGUCGACGACGCACUGAAGUCCGUUCCCACGGAGGAAGAGGCGGUCGAGCUACUGCAGAAGGCGCAGAAAUUGCUGGAAACGGCCAACAUACGGCUGCAUAAAAUUGUCUCAAAUAAUGAGAAGGUACUUGAGGCUUUUCCCGUUCGCGACCGCGCGGCAGACCUCCGGGAAAUUGACUUCACCGAAGACACAUUGCCUGCGCAACGUAGCCUAGGGCUACUGUGGAACGUGCGCGACGACACGUUCCUUUUUCGCACUCCACCUGAAGACAAACCAUGCACACGUCGUGGUGUUCUCGCAACGGUCAACGGCUUGUAUGACCCAUUGGGGUUCGUGGCUCCGGUGACUGCACGAGCCAAGCACUUUCUACGCGAGAUAACAGCCGACGGAUAUGACUGGGACAAACCGUUACCACUUCACAGAGAGCAAGAAUGGGAAGACUGGAAAAGCUCUAUUCAAGCGCUGGAGAGUCUUCAAAUCAGAAGACCGUAUGCACCAAUAUCGGUUUCAGAAGCUGAGCGCAAGGAGAUCCACAUUUUCUGCGAUGCAUCAACACAAGCUGUCGCAGCCGUGGCGUACCUAAAGGUCACCGACAAUACAGGAAGACACCACGUCGGAUUCCUAAUGGGGAAAGUCAAGUUGGCCCCCCUAGCUGAGCUUACCAUUCCGAGAUUGGAACUGUGUGGGGCGGUACUCGCAGUCGAAUUGGCUGAACUUAUCCAGCGGGAACUGGAUCUGCAACCAGACAUGCUGAAGUUCUACAUCGACAGCAAGGCCGGCACCACGUUACCACGCUUCUCAUACGUCCCUACCAUGAACAAGUACAACAUCAGGGCAGACAUUUCACGGAAGGAGCAGUAA
Rhipicephalus sanguineus (brown dog tick) is the source of this 3297-nucleotide messenger RNA. RefSeq lists its product as uncharacterized. The coding region runs from base 1 to 3297 and encodes 1098 amino acids. The transcript has 3 exons. Lineage: Eukaryota; Metazoa; Arthropoda; Arachnida; Ixodida; Ixodidae. The record is from RefSeq and is a predicted model, not a curated record.